Messenger RNA from Lingula anatina, 4374 nucleotides. RefSeq lists its product as uncharacterized. The record is from RefSeq and is a predicted model, not a curated record. Gene Ontology annotation, cellular component: cytoplasm; plasma membrane. NCBI's taxonomy places the organism in Eukaryota, Metazoa, Brachiopoda, Lingulata, Lingulida, Lingulidae.
CAGUUUCGUAAAAUAACACAAGGAAGGAAGUUGUGGCAAAUAUACAUGUACUGAUAGACUAGUUAUGCACCAGGACAUUCAAUGGCUGUUAGAUGAAGCACCCCUCCCAGCCGUGGGAUGGCACAGAGCACUGGGUCUCACCGUCGCAGCCUGAACAAGGUGAUCAUCAAGCAGGGCUACCUGAGGAAGGCACCAACUUCUAGUAAACUGCCACUCAUCAAGAGCUGGGACAAGAAAUGGGUUGUUUUCGGAGUUCUCAAUGGAGAAGAUGCUUACCUGGAGUACUUUGACACACAGUCAGAGAUAUUCAGAGGCACCCCAUGUGCUGUGGUGAACCUACAGAACAUCAAACACAUCACCUAUACUAUGCAGGGGCAGAAAUAUGACUUUGAGUUCCAUAUUGGUCUGCAAGACAGGGUUGUUACCUUAGUGGCUGAUUCAAGAAAUGAGAUGUUUGCAUGGUGUGAUGCCCUGAACUUGAAGCUACGUGAACUACACUUGAUUGGGCGCAAAGAAAAUGACUACAUGGCGAUUCCCAGAAACCUUCCCAGACCCCAACCAGAAAAUUCUCAGUCCACUGAGCCACCAGCUUCAGCUGCUGCUAAUAAUGUUGCUCCAAGGCGACCCCCACCCCCUCUGCCUCAGGAAGCUGAAGUGCCACCCAGAAGUCCAUCACCCCUGGACGCUGACUUCAAUCCCAGAGGUCAAUCUCCCUUGCGUACAGAUGACAACCAGUCCCAAUUAACACCACAGCUAGGAGAAAGUAGAAAUGGCAGAACUGGAGAUGUGGAAGAUGUGAUUGACAGCAUUAUUAGAGAACAUGAGAUGCAGAAACAGGGGAGGAAUUCCGUCGCUGAUCAUAAUUCCCAUGGAACAAGUAGUGUUUUUGCUUCACUUGAAGAAGAAGAAGAUACAGAUUCUGAUUAUGAAGACAAUUUGUUACUUGAAGAGGAAACCAAUCAUUUGAUGGCACAAAAUUAUGGUGAUGAGUUACAGACCCAACAGCAUCCUAGUACAGAUCAAUCAUGUACCCCAGAAGCUGAGACUCCAGCUGUAAACCAGGUCUCUGCAGCAAAAAUUUCAAAGGCAAUACCACAUCCAAGACAUGCCUCUAGCAUGGAGAACUCUGUUUCUGCAGACCAGGUCACAGAUGGAUCUAAUUCAGUCACAAGUGGGUCAUCUCGGGACACAAAUGUCAGUAGCUUUUCAGGUGCUGUAGCUCCAGCUCGCAGCUAUCAUGAAAGCAAUGGUGCCAACACUUAUGAGGCCUUAUGGGAGGUGCCACUUCCAGUUCAUUCUAUGAAGACUUCAGUCAGUGCACCAGACUCGGCAUUUUCCGAUCAACCUGAUGUCAUUCCUCCGAUACCAAGACGUCGGACCAAAAUUCCAUCACAGUCCCAUCCCCCUCCCCCAGUUCCUCCAUCUUCCUUUCAGAGAUCUGCUUCCUGUCCUGGUCCUCCUGAUACUUAUACCUGUAUGGCAUCUCCAGACAGACAGACAAGUGGCUUUGAGCAAACAGCAGGAAACAACUUGCAGAAUUCUCCUAACAUUGCAGAUGAAGUUGAUAUGAGGUUAGCUCGUAAAUUGAGAGAACUUGAAGGUCCAGAAGUAAACUAUGGACCAGGUGGACCACCCCCUCUAGAGGAGGCACCACCCCCUUACACCCCUCCUCGUUCGGCUUACAUGCCAGGCAUGAUCCCUGUGCGGACUGCUGGCCAGUCCCCAACAGGUGGAGCCACCUCCCCCCUGUCACCUCACAGCUUGGGUUCCCCUAGCAGCAGAAUGCCUCCUCUGGCCUCUUCUAUUUCUGAAAAUGCACCCCCUCCUCUUCCUGCUCGCACCCACUCUCAGGUAUCACGACGAUCUGUUCCAUCUCCAGAGGGGCCAGGCCCUCUUCCGCCACGGAGACUGCAUAGAGGAAUUUCCCUGAAGGAGAGCCAGGUUCAAAUACUGAAGAAUGAGAUGGCCAUGCAGGGUGUCUCCAUCGCCCUAAGGAAAUCUGACUGCUUGGGCAGCAUUGCACUAGUGGAUUGCUUUGGGACUGUUUGGGUGGCAGGUUGGAACAUGAGGGACCGGCCUUCUCUUCACAAUGCCUUCCACAUAGGAGAUAACAUCCUCUCUAUCAAUGACCAAGUAAUUCACUCUGCUCAAGCGGCACAAAAGGCAAUCAAACAUUGUGAUGAUUAUUACAAAGUGAACUUUUUGAUCAGACGAUUACCCCAUGGACGUGUGUUUGCUAUCCGUAGAUCAGCUGAAGGAGAAAGUUUGGGGAUCAAGAGAGAAGGAGGGACAGCUGAGAUUGUACGCGUUGACCAAGAUGGUCUGGCAGCUCAGCAUGGGCUUCCAGCAAUGGCAAAAAGUAUAGAUGGCACCACUUUAUGCAACUGGAGUCUUACAGAGAUCAACAAUAGGCCUCUCAAUCUUUUCUUCAAAGACAAUGAAAUUGAACACCGCCUGAAUGCUGUUGGAAAGGAUAUAUCCUUGCUAGUUCAACCAUAUGACUUCAUAAAAGCACUGAAAAAAGCUCUGAAGUCCCUGAAGAACUAUAAAGAUUACAUUGUCCAGUGAUAAUUUUUAUCAACUAGAUAAGUCUUAAAGUGAAACAAGGGUAACACCAUGUAAAUGAAAGUGAAAAGAGAAAGCUUCCAAGUACAAUACUAAAUUGAAAACAAAGUAGAUACUUAGAUCCGUUGGUCUAAACUCUGCUGUCAGAGAAUACUGCUUAAGUAUUCUCACAUUGUUAAUUUUAUUUUUUCCUUGUUCUUUGAAACACAAAGGGUGAGGCCGUCUACAAAAGGUCUACAAAAGGUAAUAUGUGAUAUCUUUCUCAAUGCACAAUAUAAUUAUUAAAAUGUAUUCAGUGUAAUAGCAUUUUUGAUUUUCAGCUUCAGUUAAUUAUUAAAGCAAAGUAUCGGCUUUAUUUUUUUUAUCAAUUGCUGCAAAUCUGACACAGAAUAUUAAUGCCUGCUUUUUGGCAUUCAUGGUUAUUUUAAGGUGUUUUGGGGUUUAUAGUUUUCAAGCACAGCCUUUGGGCCUGUCAUACCUAACACAGCAUGAAAUAAGAUUAUUGAAAGUGAAGUCAUUUCAUUAUGAAUAUAUAUAUAGAAUGCAUAACAAAACUGCCUCCCUUGCAGCAGAUAUGUGAGAUAUGUGAUUUGCUCCUGACAUGAACAUUUGUUUAGUUUGGUAGAAAAAUAUUUUAAACUUUUUUCCCAUUUUUAUACACUGAUAUCCCAAAUAUAUUUUCUCAAUCUGAAGUAUUUAUAACAAAUAUAUUUUUGAAACUUGCAGCUUUCUGUAAAUUUCCAUCUUUUUGGUGUAGAGUCCCAGCACACUGUCGAGUAUAGGAACACAAGUCGAGUUAGUAUGCACGUAUGCACAUGUACACGCACAAACACACACACACACACACACACACACACACACACACACACACACACACACAGAGGUAUCAUUCCAAAGUGUAGCAGUGAACCCAGAACUUUGUAGAUUUAUACAACACGCUGCCCAUGUGUAAUUGCCAAAUGUCUUAAAAUUAUUUAUAAACAUAGAUAAAUGAACAAAGGUAUAUUAACUGUGUAUAUAAUUUUGAUGAGAAAUGAAACUACUGAACAAAGCAACCCUGCUUCAACUUUGUUAAGUUGCCAGCUACAGCUAGAUGCUCAUGUGCUUGUGAUAAAUAAAAUGCAUGUAAACUGGUGUAGGGUCAUUGCUUAUCAGAUAUGUUGCGUUAUUGUUUUAUAUAUUGAAUUAUUUCAGAAUGUUAUUUGGAGAAUUGUAAAGACAACUGUUAUAGAUAUUGUGCAAUGAAUUUUUCAAAAACAAUGAAUAGUUUUGAGCCAAAGGUAGAUGCAAAUGAUACAUGAUUUUUUCCAGUGGUUUUGUGCAGUGCAGUCUUAUGAUAGAUAUUUGAUCACAAAAUAACUGAAAUUGGUCUUUCUACAUGACAUGAAGGGUUCUAAAUGGUUUAUUGUUAUUAUGAUUAGCAUUAUUUAUUAGCAUUUUAUUAGCAUUUUGUUGUAUGCUUUAAUGCCUGUCUCAUGAAUGCACUGAUAUAAAAAGGUUCUUCCAUUUUUUAUACAAGUUAUGAAAAAUAUAAUUUAGGUAAAAACCAAGCAUUGGAUAACAUAUUUCCUGGAGUCCUCAUUGUACUUGAUAUAAUUUAUUUGCAUUAUCCCUAAGCUUAGAGCACUGGAUUAUUUUAUGACCUCAUGCAGAUGUAUGCAUGCUUAUGGCUGUAAAGAUAAAAGAAAAAUUGAAAUAAAAGGUAUAACAUGCUUUAUAUUAUGUUAAGUCAUACAAGUCUAGGAGACAUAAUGUUAACCAGAAGGUUACACCACAACAUCCUGAUCUCUCACAGGGCAGCUGCCAUGG